Messenger RNA from Trichomycterus rosablanca, 1674 nucleotides. RefSeq names its product cytosolic thiouridylase subunit 1 homolog (S. pombe) (gene ctu1). The record is from RefSeq and is a predicted model, not a curated record. The transcript is spliced from 2 exons. Gene Ontology annotation, cellular component: mitochondrion; cytosolic tRNA wobble base thiouridylase complex. Gene Ontology annotation, molecular function: tRNA binding. Gene Ontology annotation, biological process: tRNA wobble position uridine thiolation. The coding region runs from base 344 to 1375 and encodes 343 amino acids. NCBI's taxonomy places the organism in Eukaryota, Metazoa, Chordata, Actinopteri, Siluriformes, Trichomycteridae.
CAGAAGUGGGAAGCAUGCGCCUUACAGCUAGGAGUUAGAUCAAGCGUUUUAUUUGAUUAAGUUGGUAAACUAGACAUUGGUAACUUAUACUAACCAUGUAAUUGUAAGUAACGUUGUUCCAGGUGCGUUGAAUCAAGCUGUAAGUGCGUUAAACGAAUCAGAUCUUGAUUACCUUGUGUGAGCCUAAUUCUCAUGUACUGUUUAGGGAAGCGUGAUCUGUUAUUGAUCUUUGUUUUCCAUAACGUUUUAUUUCGCUUGUGAUUAGUUAAAGUUGGUAUCACGGUAAGUUCUGAGUAUCAGGCGGAUUUAGGUCUAAUCACGGGUGUAAACAGUCUCGAUCAUAAUGCCUGUCCGGUGUAGCAGCUGUGCGCAAAACCGAGCCGUUCUCAAGCGGCCCAAGACCGGCCACUCGCUCUGCAAGUCCUGCUUCUUCUGGGCGUUUGAAGAAGAGAUCCACCAAACCAUCGUGUCGUCCCGGCUGUUUAACCGCGGAGAGACCGUGGGGAUCGGUGCAUCCGGGGGGAAGGACUCUACCGUCCUGGCUCAUAUGCUGAAAGUGCUGAACGAGCGGUAUGAUUACGGUCUGAACCUGCUGCUCAUCUCCGUGGACGAGGGCAUCACGGGCUACCGGGACGAUUCUCUAGAGACGGUGAAGAGGAACCAGCAGCAGUACGACCUGCCCCUCACCAUCGUCUCUUAUGAGGAGCUUUACGGUUGGACCAUGGACGCCAUCGUCAAGCAAGUGGGCCUGAAGAACAACUGCACCUUCUGCGGUGUGUUCCGCAGACAGGCCCUGGAUAGAGGAGCCAUGAUGCUGAAAGUGGACAAGAUCUGCACAGGUCACAAUGCAGACGACGUGGCGGAGACAGUCCUAAUGAAUGUGCUCCGUGGUGACAUUGCACGUCUGCGUCGCUGCACCGCGAUCAGUACAGCCAGUGACGGAGACGGUGCUAUACCGCGCUGCAAGCCUCUCAAAUACGCCUACGAGAAGGAGAUUGUUCUCUACGCCUACUUCAAAAAGCUGGACUAUUUUUCCACCGAGUGCAUAUACUCACCCAAUGCCUACCGCGGCCAUGCGCGUGCCUUCCUUAAAGACCUGGAGGCGGUCAGGCCCAGUGCCAUUAUUGACAUCAUUCAUUCAGGUGAGAAUCUGUCUGUGAAGGAAGGCAUUAAGAUGCCCGUGCAGGGAACGUGCUCACGCUGCGGCUACAUCUCCAGCCAGUUACUGUGUAAGUCCUGCGUGCUGCUGGAGGGCUUGAAUCGAGGUUUACCGAAAUUAGGCAUUGGUAAACACCACCGGCUCCACGGCAAGAUCUUGGCCCAGCAACCUUUAACUGAACAGGAAGAGAAAAAACUAAAAGCGCUAGACUUUUAAUGGAGCGAGAGACUUUUAAUGUGGCCUUAUGACUUUGGGUUUGGUUAGGGAUGAGAAUUUUAUUUUGUUGUACUGCAAAAGUUAACUUAUUCUGGUAUCGUACAAUAAAGUGUAAACGUGAAACCUUUACAUGCUGCAAAGCAAAUGCCCAGAUGUUAUUGACUGGUCAGGUAAUGCCCUGUAUUUUUAAAGCAUGAGAGACAAGUUGGUAUUUGGUAGCAUGAACUUGUACACUCACUUUAUUAAUGUUGGAGGUAUGUUUGACACUGCACAGCAAUAAAGUAACAACAAAUAAGUAA